Molecule: messenger RNA, 2414 nt
Organism: Chelmon rostratus (copperband butterflyfish)
Lineage: Eukaryota; Metazoa; Chordata; Actinopteri; Chaetodontiformes; Chaetodontidae
Gene: pkdccb
Product: protein kinase domain containing, cytoplasmic b
Exons: 7
Coding region: 84-1580 (498 amino acids)
Biological process (GO): protein phosphorylation
Molecular function (GO): non-membrane spanning protein tyrosine kinase activity; ATP binding
Source: RefSeq, a predicted model, not a curated record
CUUUCACUUGGAGCGAGCGGUCGUCCGAGCCGGCGGCCGUGCGUCUUUUCCCCCCGCAGCAGUCGCCGUGCCACGAGAGGAAAAUGGCCGGGAUGGGCAACUCUUUACGCGCGGCUGCCCUCCUGUCUUUCGUGGUUCUUUCCAUUCUGGUGUCACUCUUGAUUAGCAGCGUGCAGCAGUUUGGAGCCAGAAUAUAUCACUUUUCCAACGCAACUCUCGCUGGUGAUGAGGGGGAGUUCGCGUCGCUCCGCGGGGCGUUGAUUUACCAACUGAACGAGAGGCGCAGGGAAAUAAUUCCGCUGCUUCUACCUAAUGAUGAGGAGGAUGGUGAAAACGGACUGUCCGUUGAGACUGGACAUUCUACCCAACACGACCAAGCGCUAGAAACGUCUUUGGAUUACAGUCUGUGGAGUGAGAUCGCGCAUGGCUCCAGGAAAGCGCAUAUGGAUGAAAUGGAUUGCGAUUCCCUGGUGGACAUGCAGGCGGUGGAGGUCCUCGGGUCUGGAUACACCAAACUGGUUGUCAAAGUGAAUCUAGCCGGAGGUCAGCCGGUGGCGUUGAAACUCGUCAACGAGCAGGGGAUAGACAUGGGCAAGUGCGUGAAGGAUUUUAAAGACCCGCAAGGCUGCCGAGAGCUCGUUUCUUACAAGCUGAAGAAAGAAAUAGUGCUGCUGCAGAGGCUGCAGCAUCCAAACGUCAUUAAGCUCAAAGGUCACUGUGCAGGAGAUUCAGGAGGAAGAGGAGGAGAGGGGGGAAGAGUAACAGUCAUUCUCGAGCAGGGGAAUCCUCUCCAGAUGAUCCAGCUGCUCCAGAGUCCCUGGGAGGACAGAUUCAGGGUGUGCCUGGAUCUGGUCAGGCUCCUCCACUUCCUGUCCCAGUCUCCCCUGGGCUCCGUGGCCCUGCUGGACUUCCAGCCCCGGCAGUUUGUCACCGUGUCCGGCAAGCUGAAGCUCACAGACCUGGAUGACGCCAGCGCUGAGGAGACCCCCUGUCAGACAGAUGCAGACUGCACCCUCCAGUUUCCACACAGAAAUUUCACGCUACCGUGCUCAGCCCGGGGAGUGUGCGAGGGCCUGAGCGAGAAGAGGAACAUUUACAACGCCUAUAGGUAUUUUUUCACCUACCUGCUGCCUCAUCAGGCCCCGCCCGGGCUCACACACCUGGUAGACCACAUCAUGAACUCCACAGGGGAGCUGAAAGCCGACAUCAAUCAAACGCUGGAGGCCUUUGAACACAUCCUCCUCCUCUACAAGUCUGGCCUGCACCUGGACAACCUGCCUCCAUCAAUAAUCAAAGAUUACACCGUGAUGCGAGGCAUGGGGACCUCUGGGAACGCCGAGUACCGCUGCUGGCCGUCCUACAGCCAGCAGGGCUGCGUGCUGUCGGUCCACAGCGCCAGAGAGGCAGCGUUCAUCUGUAACUCCCAUUCUCAGUGCAACAGCUUCACUCUGACGGGACAGAGGACAUGGACGGGUCGCCUCCUGGCCUCUUUCAGGAGCAGUUUCAGUCAUCUGGUGCCUGAUGGGACAUCAGAGGUGUACGUGAAGAAAACCAAAGCUCCCGACACGUCCACAGCAUGACGCAACCAACAAACAGAACAGUCUCGUUAGGGUCGAGUCAUUGCGGAGCAGGAUGAGAGAUCACACGCAGUCGGUGAUGUGAAGCGAAGCCAAAUGUUGCGAACACGUCGAACGCGCCUCGGCUCUGUGGAUUUGCAGGAGAGGAGUAGAGGCCGGGCCGAGGAGGAGGCGUUUGAAGUGAGGCAAGUGAAUGUGAUGUAUUUAUAGGGCUUCUACUCAGUGACUGUUUGAUGUGCCUGCCAGCUCACUGCCUCUGCCAGCAACUAUUUAAAGGGAUUUCCCUUCAGGUACAAUUAAGGAGGGGAGAGCCUUGUGCCCUCUGCGUGUUUUUUACUUUUUUCUACCUUGUCUUUACUCGCCAUGUGUGUUGGCUUUCGCUGUGAGGCUGGGUCCCCGCUGUAGGAUUUUUAAGCCAAAGAGGUAAGAAGAACAGCCGUUGCAGCUCAGCGUUUGAAGCCCGAGGACGAGAAAAGAAAACAAGCUCUUAUACAAAUACACUUUGAUGUUAAUGCGCUGAGGUUGUGGCUGUUUUUUCAUGGUUCCCCGGUUUAGCGGCGCUGUGGUAUGAGAUGGCAUCAGCCAUGUAAGCAUUUACACACCAACAAUGAGUAAAGAUGAUUAAAACCAUUCCAGAGCAGCCUGUUUUUACAUACUUUUGUAAACUUAGUUUAUAGUUCUUAGUUCAUAAAUAUUUAUACGACCGAAUGAAAUGUAAUUGUUCUUACAUGACUGUGCAUUAUAGCUUAUGUGCACCUUGUGGGUGAAACUUUUAUUUUCAAUGAAAAAUUAUUCACUUCCGUGUUUUUUUUUUAUACUUCACUUAUUGUAAUUGUA